This is a messenger RNA of Daldinia childiae, 2481 nucleotides long. RefSeq names its product Condensin complex subunit 2. Bases 1 to 2481 code for a protein of 826 amino acids. Gene Ontology annotation, cellular component: condensin complex. Gene Ontology annotation, biological process: mitotic chromosome condensation. The record is from RefSeq and is a predicted model, not a curated record. Gene Ontology annotation, molecular function: chromatin binding. Lineage: Eukaryota; Fungi; Ascomycota; Sordariomycetes; Xylariales; Hypoxylaceae. The transcript is spliced from 3 exons.
AUGACUCCCCUAGCAACCAAAAUCUCACGGCCUAAUUUUAGAAUCCCUCUUAACGACGACGUCCAAGAGAAGAGGGGACGACUACACUCGCGAAGAGCCCUCUACGAAAAACAGAUUAACGAACUGCAGGCGGCUGCGGCUACGCCUGCGAAGAAAGUCGGUCACAGACUGGCUGACGGUGAAAAUGGCUCUCCCCGCUCAAACCCCCAUACGCCACGACGCGUUAUGGAUGACGACGACGAUGUCUAUGUAGCCGGUACCAAUACUGGUGUAACGCCCAUGAAGCGUGUGCCCAUUCUGGCCAACUUCGAAGAAUGGAUGAAGAUGGCCACCGAUAACAAAAUCAACGCCACAAACUCUUGGAAUUUUGCUCUUAUCGAUUAUUUCCAUGAUAUGUCCCUGCUGAAAGACGGAGACGGUGUUAACUUUCAGAGAGCAAGUUGCACCUUAGAUGGUUGCGUCAAGAUUUAUACCAGCAGAGUCGACAGCGUAGCCACAGAGACGGGCAAGUUACUAAGCGGUUUAGCCGAUAGCAAUUCCAAGAAAAAGGAUAGAGAAGGUGAUGGUGACGGUGAAGAGAGCGAAGAAGAAGUAGACGAGAACGGCAAUGUAGUCAAGAAGAAGUCAAAGAAGCGGCAACGGUCUUCUGAAGCGACGCUUGCGCCAUCCUUCGCUUCAUUGCAGCUAAAGAAAUUCGAAUUGGAAUUCGCGGUGGAUCCAUUAUUCAAGAAAGCUUCAGCGGAUUUUGACGAAGGUGGUGCUAAAGGUCUCCUAUUGAACCAUCUCAUGAUCGACGGCAAGGGUCGUAUCGUAUUCGACAGUAGCGACGACGCCAAUGACGCUUCUGCAGACGGUAUUAAACCUCGAAGGAGAGAAGAUGUCAACGCCGAGGAUGAGGACGAGGAAGCGGAAGAAGAGCAGGAAGCUACUAUCACAGAACAGCAAGCGGCUCAAGAAGAGGAAGAUGUAGAAAUCGAUAUUGGCGCCCUCGCCGCCAAGUUCUUCCCCGACCUAACUAGAUUAGAUGAGCAAGAUAUAUGCCCAUCACUAAAAACUUUUGAGCUUGGUAACCCAUCAGGUUCUCUGGACAUCCCAUUCCUACGCGCUCUUGAAGAUGAAGAUGAGGAUGAAAGCGGAAGUGGCGGUGUCGGCAACAAGUCUGGGAUGUUUAUUGAUGAUGAUAAUCUCGCCGGCUUUGACGAUAUGACAGCCAUGGGUGGGUUCGAUGUCGCAUUUGGCGAGGGUGGUGAAGCCUGGGCACGAGAAGCUGCGCUGGAACCCCAGAUGCGACCUUACAAAGUUGGAACCGACGACGGAAUGGUUGGGGGUGACGGUGGAGAUGGUGUCGACGGUAUCGACGAGGAGAAUGGUGACUACGUCGUGUCCAUGAAUCAUGCUAAGAGCGCCGAUAAGAUGCACGAAGAUAUCCUAAGUUACUUUGACCAAGCUCUCCAGAAGAAUUGGGCCGGCCCGGAGCACUGGAGGAUACGGAAGAUCAAGGACGCAAAUAAGCCAGAGACGAGCACCCGCCAGCGAAAAGAGAAGGAACCUUUCGAGAUAGACUUUGCGUCCCCCUUGGAUCAGAAACUGGCCGAAACCAUCUUUACCCAGGCGACAAGUAACUCUGCCAUCUCAUUACCCAAGAAGGACUGGAAGUCGAAGACUCGGAAUCUACUCCCCGACGACAAGCACUUCAACUCAACACAGCUUCUUAAUUUAUUCCUCAAACCCAAGGCUCGCUUGAGUCGUCGUAACCGCUUUGGCAACAAGACGGCCUUGUUCGGAAACAACAACCAGCAAGAUAAGAACGUCAUCCCAGGUGAUAUGGACGAAGCCUUCUGGGCGCAAAGGGAACCGAUGCAGAAUGCCGACCAGGAUACCGUCCUUCCUACGGGUGACUACGACGCCAACUUCUUCGAUGACGAGAUGCCGCUACCCGGUGGUGGCAUGCUGGACGAUGAUGACGACGAGUUCGCCGAUGCCAGAGAUCACUUCUCGCCAGGUGCCGACAUCCCCGCUACACAGGACAUCGGCAUUACCGGUAUGCUCGAUAACGGCAUGACGACCGGCGGGUUCGGAACGCAGUUAGUCACAUCCACGCGGCGGUUAAGGCCGGAAUACGUGCAAUAUGCUCGCGUAGCAAAGAAGGUAGACGUACGCCGGUUGAAGGAGGAGCUUUGGAAGGGCUUGGGAUUGCCGGACGUAGAGGAGGAAAGUAACAACACCGGACUUCCUACUCCGGCAAAGGAUCCCGAGAGGAUCAAAAAGGGAGAGGGAGAAACACUCAAGUUUACAGACGUCAUGAACGACCUACAGUCUGUAUAUCCCAGGUCGGUCAUGGACGACAUCUCAACCAGUUUCUGCUUCAUCUGCCUUCUGCAUCUAGCCAACGAAAAGGGACUCGUCAUCGAAAACACACCCGAGCUUCUAGAGCUCGAGAUCAAGAGGGAUUGGUCCGCAGAAGUGACUGGCGAGGCCUGA